UCCUGCACGUCUGACAGUGAUAGAGUAGAAAGGCUCUCAAAGUGGAAGUGGCGUGCUUUUCAAAGACAAAAGAAAGUGAGGCCGACUCUACCACAGGGGUCUAAUUGGACACAAAGAGAAAAGAAGAAGAAGAAAGAAGUCAAAUUUAAAUUUAAAACUAGAAAAGCUUCCAUCAGGAAGACGAACAGAGAAAUUAUAAACAUGGAUCUGAAGGCUGAAAACUCCUCAAAUGGCUUCGCACCAGAGAUCAAUUUGGAAAAGUUACACAAGAUGGCUGCGGAUCUGGCACUGCCAGGAAAAUUCAUCCUCCGACUCCUGAACGCUGCUCUGGUGUUUGUAACAAACUUACUGGCCAGGGUUUUAGGGAGCCGCCUGGUCAGAGGACAUUUCCACUUGAUGCUGUCUGGUUUGGUUCUGUUUGGGCCAUUGCUGAGUUUCUGGGUGUCAAAGUACAGCAUCUUCGCCAAUGGCAACCACUACCUGUACAGGAAGUUCCUCAGGUCCACUUGGGGUUGGACCUGCACCUUCACAGGUUCCUUCAUCCUCCUCCUCUCCAUCUCAGCCCGUCACUCCCUCUCUCUCUCGCUUCGCCACCUCUCUCGGAUAGGGGUUGUGGGGUUGCUCUGGUGGGGCUGUCGGAGUCUCCUGACCCUGCUGGAGGAUGCGGCAGGAACCUGUUAUGAACCUAUGACUGCUCAGGAUAUCCAAAGCACUGCCGCCCCAGUGCAGCCUCUGCUGCUCCUGCAUGAAGACCAGACCAAAGCCUCCUGUCUCAAAGCCAACAUGGUGUGGAGAGGUUACGAAGUAUCCCAGGACGUCCUCAUCCUCUGCUUGUGUUGCCUGCUGCUUGUUGAGGAGAUAUCUGUCUUUGGCCCUCAUCUAGCUCAAGCAAAGCCUCUGCAGACAUCACACAGUGGCCCUUUAAGGUUUAUCUUCCUCCUGUGUGUACUUCUACUCGCCGUUUGGAUGUUCCUGCUGCUGUGUCUGCUCGCACACUUCCCAAAGUUCCCCUCCCAGCAGCUGGGAGGCGCUCUGGGCUACCUGGGGUGGAGGGGACUCUAUCAGGGCUGGUACAGACUCAAACCAAGCUGGAGCUGUCCUGGUCUGCCAGGAGAGGAACUUUUUACCACCACAGACAUUGAUAAACAGCCGUAAAGUAGUGUGAAAUCCUCAGUAGAUAUGUGUGAAGGAUGUGAAUGUGACCUUGAAAGCUCAGGCGCAAGUUUUUGGAAAGUCACAGCUUCUCAUUAGGGUUGUGAAGAGAACU
Molecule: messenger RNA, 1267 nt
Organism: Larimichthys crocea (large yellow croaker)
Lineage: Eukaryota; Metazoa; Chordata; Actinopteri; Sciaenidae
Gene: fitm1
Product: fat storage inducing transmembrane protein 1
Exons: 2
Coding region: 202-1155 (317 amino acids)
Biological process (GO): lipid droplet organization; lipid storage; phospholipid biosynthetic process
Cellular component (GO): endoplasmic reticulum membrane
Molecular function (GO): coenzyme A diphosphatase activity
Source: RefSeq, a predicted model, not a curated record